Molecule: messenger RNA, 2699 nt
Organism: Lagopus muta (rock ptarmigan)
Lineage: Eukaryota; Metazoa; Chordata; Aves; Galliformes; Phasianidae
Product: glycine receptor subunit alpha-4
Exons: 10
Coding region: 149-1636 (495 amino acids)
Biological process (GO): chemical synaptic transmission; nervous system process; chloride transmembrane transport
Cellular component (GO): neuron projection; plasma membrane; synapse
Molecular function (GO): transmembrane signaling receptor activity; glycine binding; chloride channel activity
Source: RefSeq, a predicted model, not a curated record
GGCUCCCGCUCGCCCGGACUAUGAGGAGAGGGGCCGGCCGGGGGGCGGCGGCGGUCCCGGUGCGGCGGGAGCGGGUGCGGGGGAACCGCCGCCACCGGCCGGGUCAUGCCCGUGCGCCCGGGGCGGCGGGGCUGCUGGCUGCGGAGGGAUGGGCGCGCUCCGGACCGGCGCCCGAGCCUUCCUCCUCCUCCUCCUCGGCUGCCUCCCGCCCCGGCGUGGCCCGCUCAGGCUGGUCUCAGGGAGGGAGGAGAUCAAAUCCCACUCCCGCAGUGCAUCCCAGCCCAUGUCACCCUCUGAUUUCCUGGACAAGCUCAUGGGACGAACGUCAGGGUACGAUGCCCGGAUCCGACCCAACUUCAAAGGUCCACCCGUCAACGUGACGUGCAACAUCUUCAUCAACAGCUUCGGCUCCGUCACCGAGACGACCAUGGAUUACCGUGUGAACGUCUUCCUGCGGCAGCAGUGGAACGACCCCCGGCUGGCUUACCGCGAGUACCCCGAUGACUCGCUCGACCUCGACCCCUCCAUGCUCGACUCCAUCUGGAAGCCAGAUUUGUUCUUUGCCAAUGAGAAAGGGGCCAACUUCCACGAGGUCACCACCGACAACAAACUGCUGCGCAUCUUCAAGAACGGCAACGUGCUCUACAGCAUCAGGCUGACGCUGAUCCUUUCCUGCCCCAUGGAUCUCAAGAACUUCCCCAUGGACAUCCAGACGUGCACGAUGCAGCUGGAGAGUUUUGGCUACACCAUGAACGACCUCAUCUUUGAGUGGCUGGAGGAGCAGGAGGCUGUGCAGGUGGCAGAGGGCCUGACGCUGCCGCAGUUCAUCCUCAGGGACGAGAAGGACCUGGGUUACUGCACCAAGUACUACAACACAGGCAAGUUCACCUGCAUUGAGGUGAAGUUCCACUUGGAGAGGCAGAUGGGCUAUUACCUGAUCCAGAUGUACAUCCCCAGCCUGCUCAUCGUCAUCCUCUCCUGGGUGUCCUUCUGGAUCAACAUGGAUGCAGCACCAGCGCGGGUGGGCUUGGGCAUCACCACUGUGCUCACCAUGACUACUCAGAGCGCCGGCUCCCGUGCCUCUCUGCCCAAGGUCUCCUACGUGAAGGCCAUUGACAUCUGGAUGGCCGUCUGUCUGCUCUUUGUCUUUGCUGCUCUGCUGGAAUACGCCGCUGUCAACUUCGUCUCUCGGCAGCACAAGGAGUUCAUGCGCCUGCGGCGGCGGCAGCGCAGGCAGAGGAUGGGCCUGAGCAGCGGGACGGCCAGCCUGGAGUCCCUGGGGCAGUCGAGCAGCCUGCACAGCGGCGAGCACACCUACGCGACGCUCUCGCAGCUCUCCAGCUCCAGGGAGGAAGAGCUCAUCCGUGAGAGCCGCUUCUACUUCCGAGGCUACGGGCUGGGCCACUGCCUGCAGGCAAAGGAUGGGGCUGGGGAGGGUCCUGGAAUCUACAGCCCCCCCCCAGCCAGUGCACUGCUGCGGGAAGGGGAGACCCUGCGCAGGCGUUACGUCGACCGUGCCAAGCGCAUCGACACCAUCUCCCGAGCCGUCUUCCCCUUCACCUUCCUGGUCUUCAAUAUCUUCUAUUGGGUUGUCUACAAAGUGCUGCGCUCAGAGGACAUCCACCCGGUGCCCUGAGGCCCCCAAAAGGCCCAAGGACCUCUUGGCUGGAUGCUGCCAUGUGCCUGGAGGCUGUGAGCGGGUGUCAGACUGCUGUGUCACCGAGCCACAGACAGCAGUGAGCUGGGCAAGGGGCUGUGCUCCUCUCCCCCUGCACAGCCCACAGCUCUGUGGUGGGAGAUGGUGGGCAGCCCCAGCCUUGCUGACCCCAUCCCCUGACUUCUCCCUCGGCCCCAGGCUGUCCCUGGGUGGGCUCACGCCAUCUGCUCUUCCACCAGAGAGGAGAGCAUCCGAACCCUCGAUUUAAAAACUCAGCAAGGCUUCCAGACCUCCAGACCUGGAUAUCCUCCAUGCUUAGCAGGAAAUAAAAGCAGUAGGUGAUGCUGACGUAGGUCCUACAGAGAGAAACGUGUUGAUGCUCUCCUUUCCCCCACUCACAGCAAGCCCCAGGUGGGGCACAUAUCUUUGACGGGGUACUUUGCUGCAGCCCCACAAGUUCUGUGGGCAGGAUGGAGAUGGGAUUUGCCCCUUUUCUCAGCAGCCUUGGGAACACCAUGGCACAGCAAAGUGCCAGGCACCAUGGCAAGGGACACAGACAAAGGGCAGCGCAGUCCGGGCAGAUAUCCCACCCUCAGCCCCAGCUUCCCUCCCUGCUCCUCAAGCAGGAAUUGCCCUCUCCUUCUCUUCAGUAACCAGGAGCCCCCAGCACCCACUUUCUCAGCUCCUGCUGAGCCACACGCACUCAUUUCACAGAUGAGGCAAGCAUCCCCAUGAUCCCCAAGAGAAAAAGCAUCCAGAGGAGACACCAGGGCUCCACCAGGAUGGGUGAAGAUGGUUCCAUCCCAUUGCCACUGCCACUGUACUGUCCCAGGAACAGCCUUGAGAGAUUAGUUUUUUUGGGGAAGCCCAUUUGGACACACAGGUCUCCACUGCCCACCCACAGACCCAAACAGAGAGGUGCUGGCACCUGCAAGCACACGGUGGCCGACCAAACCUCCAGCAAAGGUGGGAUUUUAAAAAGCAUUGAUCUUCCUACACAAAUAAAGUCUGUCUGGGAUUUUCAGCGGCGUGUUGGGGGUUU